Rhagoletis pomonella (apple maggot) is the source of this 1102-nucleotide messenger RNA. RefSeq names its product eukaryotic translation initiation factor 2A-like. Gene Ontology annotation, biological process: translational initiation. Gene Ontology annotation, cellular component: cytosolic small ribosomal subunit. Bases 166 to 1020 code for a protein of 284 amino acids. Gene Ontology annotation, molecular function: translation initiation factor activity; ribosome binding; protein binding. The record is from RefSeq and is a predicted model, not a curated record. The transcript is spliced from 3 exons. NCBI's taxonomy places the organism in Eukaryota, Metazoa, Arthropoda, Insecta, Diptera, Tephritidae.
UUUUGUGAAUAUCGUGAAGCAUCUGGAACACAACUAGUAUUUAGAAACAUCGAUAGUGCUGGAUAGUACUAACGAUAGUUAUUUAAAACCAUCGAUAGUGCAGGAUAGUACUAUCGAUAGUUCUACACUUCUAACGUAAACAUUUGCUGAGGUUAGAAUUUGGCAAUGGCUUCGGACAGUUGUACUUCUAAUGUUAGUCCCGCACUAGCAGUUCGUUCUAGCGUUGGAGUGGAACUACGGGCCUGCGAAAAUACAGAUUUGCAAUACGUGUACAAAUCGAGUCUUCCGCGGGAGGAAACUCGGAAUUGUCGAUCCAUAUCAUUCAGUUCUGAUGGUCACUAUUUCGCUUAUUCAAAUGGCAAUGAAGUUAAAGUACUGAGUACAACGGAUUGGAAAGUCAAAUGUUCGCUGCCUCGUCCAAAAGCCUUUUACCUCAAAUUCUCGCCGAUUGGAAAUUAUAUAUCGACAUGGGAGUUGUAUACUGUUACCAAAGACAAACCGGAGGGUUCCUCAAAUAUGUUCAUUUACGAUCUUAGUUCCGGAUCAGAAGUGUUUGAUAUUGUACAAAAAAAUCAAACUGAUUGGGAGCCAUCAUGGUCAACAGACGAGUCACUUUUUGCCAUAGUAAUAGGAGGCGAAGCACUGUUUUAUGAUCUAUCUGGUGACUGUAAAAAUUUUAAUACCUUUACGCGAAAGAUUGGAGGUAGCAGGGGCGCUAUUGUAUCUUUGUCCCCAGGCGCUAGUCCACCUUGUGUAGCGGUAUACACGCCUGGUGCUAAAGGAGGGCCUUCAAUGUGCAAAUUGUACAAGUAUCCUUCACUUUCACAAAACCAAGCUAUCGCUUGUAAAAGUUUUUUUCAAGCUGAUCGUGUUGAUUUACUUUGGAACAAGCGUGGGUCCGGAAUACUUCUACUGACUUCUACCGAAGUUGAUAAAAGUGGUGCAUCAUAUUAUGGAAAUCAAGCGCUACAUUUUAUGGCGACGAAAGGAGACUCGUGCUCCGUGCCGUUAUUUGUAUAGUCUCCCCAGAAUAUUAAAAGUGCGACAUCAAAGAAUUCGAAUUACCAUAUUCGAAACAAUCGAGCCAUAUCCGCGAAGGAAA